AUGGAGAAUGACAGUCCUGCAGAUUCAGAGCAGCCAGCUGAUCUGAGAAUAGUUCUGGUGGGGAAGACUGGAGCAGGGAAGAGUUCUUCAGGAAACACCAUCCUGGGGAGAGAUGCCUUUAAAGAAGAGGCCUCCUUUGUGUCUGUAACUGAAACAUGUGAGAAACAGGGCGGAGUGGUGAAUUGGAGAACAAUUGAUGUCAUCGACACCCCGGGACAAUUUGAUACAACCAUGUCUCAAGAAGAGAUGAAAAGUGAAAUAGUCAGGUGUAUAGAAAUGUCAGUGCCAGGACCCCACGCCUUCCUGCUGGUGAUCCGACUGGGGAGGUUCACAGAGGAGGAGAGGAACACUGUGAAGUGGAUCCAGGAGAACUUUGGAGAAGAAGCCUCAAAGUACACCAUCAUUCUGUUCACUGGUAAAGAUCAGUUGAAGGGGAAAACAGUUGAGGAGUGUCUGAAUCCUUGUGUUUCGCUUCAGGAACUGAUCAAAAGCUGUUUGGGAAGGUACCAUUGUCUCAAUAAUGAUCAGAAGGAUGACCGUCUUCAGGUCAAAGAGCUGCUGAAGAAGAUAGAAGAGAUGGUAGAGAUGAAUGGAGGAGAGCACUACACCAAUGAGAUGUACCAGGAGGUUCAGAGGAAAUUGAGAGAGGAGGAGGAGAGAAAGAAACAGGAGAUGGAGGAGGAGAGGAGGAGAAGGGAGGAGGAGUUACAGGAGCAAGAAAGGAGGAGACAGGAAGAAGAAAAGAGGAGACGGAAAAAAGAAAAUAUGAAAAAAGGUUUAAUUUCAGCAGUAGUUGUUGGGGCAGUAGUAGCUGGGACUACAGUACUUAUUGCUGUUGAAGUAGCAGUUUCCGUGGUAGUAGGACCUAUUCUGUUGGCUGGGGGAGUUAUAGUUGGUACAGUAUCUUUAGUAUUUUGGGGGGAAAAAAUGAGAAAAUAAAUAAACAAAAAGAGAGGGAAGCAGUAAUACCACAGAUGGAAAUUAGCUAGUUCAAUACUUACAAUAUUAAUGUUGAGCCUUGAUGAAUUAAUAAACACGUUAACUGAUAAAUAAUGUAUACGGUAGGUGUUUAAAACAAAAAUCUGAUCAAACCUUUUUGGGGGUCAUUUAAUUCAUCUAUUUGUGAUUCAAAAAGGGUUAAAGAGGUCAACUUCAAAUAAAAUAAAAUGUAUUUGUCACAUACACAUGGUUAGCAGGUGUUAAUAAAAGUGUAGCGAAAUGCUUGUGCUUCUAGUUCCGACCAUGCUGCAGUAAUAUCUAA
Molecule: messenger RNA, 1261 nt
Organism: Salmo salar (Atlantic salmon)
Lineage: Eukaryota; Metazoa; Chordata; Actinopteri; Salmoniformes; Salmonidae
Source: RefSeq, a predicted model, not a curated record